Doryrhamphus excisus (bluestripe pipefish) is the source of this 1705-nucleotide messenger RNA. It is a transcript of the gene rasd2b, whose product is annotated as RASD family member 2b. The record is from RefSeq and is a predicted model, not a curated record. Lineage: Eukaryota; Metazoa; Chordata; Actinopteri; Syngnathiformes; Syngnathidae. Gene Ontology annotation, molecular function: G-protein beta-subunit binding; GTP binding; GTPase activity. Gene Ontology annotation, biological process: signal transduction.
CACUCAUCACAACAAGAUGGAAGUUGAGAGCAUCUCCACUGGUUCACAGACCACCAUCCCUCACAAAGACGGCUGCCCAUCCUUGCAUGGCCCCCAGAGCUCCGUGUCCUCCAAAAUCCUGCUGGCGUACAAAAACGCAUCACAACACCUAAACUCGUCGGGAAUCAAAGUGGGCAUCCUCAGAGUGGCCACGGCGCAGUUGAAACAGGACAAGAAGAAGACGGAUUCAGGUUCAGCCAUGAGGGAAUCCACUCAUAAUACCAACCCGUGUAAAACAUCUCCUCUGCAUCAGCUCGCAGCUCUGGUUCUCCACGGCCAAACCUGGCGUCGCCAAAUAUGUGAAGAUCCCCGAAACGAGCACUUGCUCUCCACUAAGCCGCAGAACUGUAAGCGCAUUGUGGUUCUUGGCGCGCCACGGGUGGGUAAGACUUCCAUACUGCGAAGAUACCUCCGAGAUGGAUUUGUGGAAGAAUACAAGCCCACAUCCGAGGAUUUUGUGCGUAAACUGUUCCGUAUCCGCGGUGAGACUUACCAAAUCGAUAUCCUGGAUGCAUCCAGGGAGAGAGACUUCCCAGCCAAGCGGCGAUUGUCCAUUCUUACAGGGGACAUUUUUCUGCUGGUCUUCAGCCUGGAUGACAGGAGCUCUUUCGAAGAGGUCUGCGCCCUCAGACAGGAGAUCCUGGCAGCCAAAUCCAAACUCACGAAACGGUCUCAACUCGCCUUGGUGGUGUGCGCUAAUAAAGUGGAUCUCCUGCAGUCCGAGAGGGACGUCUCACAGACGGAGGUUCUCCAAGCUCUCGGUGACAACUGUGCCUACUUUGAAACGUCUGCAAAGGACAGCACCAAUCUGGAGAAAGUGUUCGAAGCUUUGGCGAAGCGCGGUGGGCUUCCGGCUGAAACGCGGCCAUCUCAGCACCGCAAAUUAUCUCUCCGUAGUUAUCAAGCAAUGCGCACUGGGCGCAUACGAGUCCAGUCGCCUGCAGGUGAUGCUUGUGGGGUCCUGUACCCGCUGGCGCGCAGGCCGAGCUUUAGCGCGGAUCUGCGACAUGUCAUUGGCACACAGAGUGCGCAAAAGUGCGGCAAAACACAAGAAAGAUGUCACAUUCAAUGAGACGACAUUUAUUAUUAUUAUUAUUAAUUUUCAUUUUCAUGGCCUGGUGGUGCCAUCAAAUAUUAUUAUAAAUAUUAUAUUUCAUUAAAAAAAUGAACAGAUGAUCAUGGAAUUCUGUAAAUAUUGCAUUUUAUACUGUAUGAUAUUGAAAUAAAUCUUUUUAAUAGUCCACUCAGCUCUUGAUAUCAAACCUGUGCGUGUGUGCGUGUGUGUGUGUGUGUGUGUGUGUGUGUGUGUGUGUGUGUGUCAUAGAGACUGUGGGAGGAUGUUGAGUCAGUUAUUUGAUUAUGAUGACAGUUGCAUAACCCGCUGUGUAGUCAAAGGUCUACUUCUCAACACCCGCACCUUACUCUCUUUCCUUAUUUAUUUUCUGUACCACCGCUUCUACCCGUUAUUGAGCUGGAGUCUAUCCCAGUUGACCUUCAAGUGACAGGCAGAUCACAGCAAUCACAGGGCACAUAUACAAACAAGCACUCACAUUCACAACUGUUGGACAAUUUAGACCAGGGGUCUCAAACACGUGGCCACUAGUUUGAGGCCCCCACCUUGAUAUGAAAGUUUAAUGUUAGUGCGGCCCGUGCAAGUUUGAUAUGG